AUGCUUCUCACCAAUAUCAACACUGUCGCCAUCGUUCUCUGUGCUUUCUUCAGCACAUCUUCUGCCACUCAGAUCAUUGAUAUCGUGAAGCACUCAACAACAACCUGCGGUGAUUCUGGAGGACCAACCAGGAAUUAUAACUCUGGUGAUUGUUAUACUUUCUAUGAUACUGAUCAUGGAUUGGUGUUGAAAAACAUGCCACGAGGCUGCACUUUGACUACCUAUGCAGCUAAAGGCUGUGGCGGAGUAACCAGUCACUAUGGUACAGACCGUCUCAAUCAAUGCAUCUCUCUACAGGGUAGAUGGUCGAUGAAAGUAGUUGGUUGUUAAGCUUCUGAUGUGUUUUGGAAAUGGAAGACUCGUCAUGUUGCACUGGUGGUCUCCUUAAGCUGUCUGAAGUUGUACUAGAAUAUCAUAUCUUUGUAUCGAAGUUCGUCAUUCAUUUCUCGAGUUGUUUUGGGAGAAAUUAAGGAUUCUUUAAGUUGUUAGU
Botrytis deweyae is the source of this 490-nucleotide messenger RNA. RefSeq lists its product as uncharacterized. The transcript has 2 exons. The coding region runs from base 1 to 330 and encodes 109 amino acids. NCBI's taxonomy places the organism in Eukaryota, Fungi, Ascomycota, Leotiomycetes, Helotiales, Sclerotiniaceae. The record is from RefSeq and is a predicted model, not a curated record.